GCCACCCCCCCCUUUUUCCCCACCAGAAACCAAGCUCCCCGUGCGCUGGAGGAGCCCAGAGCGAGCAGCAGCCCAGCCAGAUUGGUGUCUUGGCUGUCUAGAGUCCCAAACACUUCAGGUCCUGAUGGGGGACUCAGGAUCAAGACGUUCAACUCUUGUGUCUCGACUGCCAAUAUUCAGGAGAAGUAUUAGUCAAAGACAUGACUCCCUUCCUUCCUCACCCUCCUCCAUUAAUACUGUGGGUGUCCAUAGCUCCUCUCCCUCCAGCACCAACUCAAGCUCAGGUAGUACAGGCAAGCGAAGGAGCAUAUUCCGCACACCUUCCAUCAGCUUCCACAACAAGAAGGGGAGUGAACAGAAGUCUGAAUCUGCAAGCCAGAAUGUAAGUAUUUCAAAUGGUGCUCAGUCAACUCACAACAAUUUCCAAAAACCGAGCUUGGAAGAACAUGUUAAAAGCAGAGGGAGGCAUUCAGUUGGUUUCGGCAGUUCACGGAGCAAGAAGAUAACAAGAUCUUUGACGGAGGACUUUGAAAAGGGGAAAGAGCCAUCAAGUAAUAAGAAUGUCUUUAUAAAUUGCAUACGUUCUGGAAAAAACGAGGGCGAUGACUCUGGCUUUAUAGAGGAGCAAAGUAGACGAUCUAUUAAGGAAUCCUCACGGAAACUUCUCCCGAAAUCUUUCUCAUCACACUACAGGUUUUCAAAGCCAGUCCCCCAGAGCCAGUCAGUUUCCUGUGUACAACAGUCUGGAUGCUUGUUGGAGAUUAAACCAUAUGUUGAAAGCGACCCUGUAACAGUAAGGUCCUCUCCAUCAUGUUCUGCUGAGAUAACAGAAUGUGCAGGAAGUUCUUUGCAAUCACCACAACUUUCUGCAGACCUCACCACAGUCCAGACCCCUUCGGAAUUUUUAGCCUUGACCGAAGAUUCUUUCUCAGAAGUUGAUGUGGUGCCCAAUAGUGGAAACACGGCACCACACACAGAGAACUUUGACAAUAAUACUUCUACCUCUCAGAUUUUCCUCAGUCCUGUUGUUGCUUAUGUGAGGAAAAUAGAUCAUGUAGAAAGUACUUCCCUGUCUGCUGUUAUAUCUCCUGUGAAUCAUACAAGCUUUUGUAGUACUGAAUCAAAUACCUUGCCUAAAAAUACUGCUGCUAAUCAAACACAAGUAUUAUUGCAAACUACUGAACUUCCUGUUAAAGAUGCCGGGCACAUAGGAGAAAUUAACUCAGCAGAUGCACAGUUAGAAACUUUUGUGUUACAUCAUGAAGAAAAAACAGUAACAUGCUCUCCAAAGGCUAGUGGAUUAUGUGGGGACCAACAUGAAAUAACGUUAUCUGAGUACAUUAGAGAAACAAUUCCUGUAACAGAAUCGAAGAUUAUUCCCUCCUCCUCUGAAUCCCGAUCCUUUAAAACACAACAGGGACAUGAAAUAAAUCACUCUAAAGUUAAUCUUGCCAGUAGUUUCAGUCCUUACCGAGAAGGCAGACUCAUAGAGAAACGCCUGAGAUCCUCGUCAGAAGGCAAUGCUGGAAGCAGCAGGAUGAUCUUAAAACCAAAGGACGGAAACACAGAAGAUCUUCAUAGCUUGCGGAAGCAGAGAGCAGGCUCGUCAUCUUCAAAAAUGAACAGCCUGGAUGUUCUGAAUAACUUGGGUUCCUGUGAGUUGGAUGAAGAUGACCUCAUGCUUGAUUUGGAAUUCCUAGAAGAGCAGCAUCACCAUCGUUCUGUUUGCCGGGAAGAUUCAUAUCAGUCCAUAGUCUCCUGUGCUGCCGUAGUACUUACACCUAUAGAACCACCUGGGGAAGCAAAGAAAAAAGAAGAGCCAAAAAUGCCUGAUGUGGCCAAACGGAACCUCUCUCUGAAGUUGUCAAAGGAGGUGGACCAAGGAGAAGCUAGAUGUCCUCGUGUCAGCCAGGUGGCCAGCAGUCCUGCUGUGGAGUGGCCUUUUGCAGGCCUGGAAGAAGGUGGAGGAAUGGAAUCUUUGCCCUUCCGACUGAUGAUGCAGGACUGCACAGCUGUAAAGACGUUACUGCUGAAAAUGAAGAGGGUUCUUCAAGAGAGUGCAGAUAUGAGUCCUGCCAGUAGUACCACUUCACUUCCUGUUAGCCCACUUACUGAAGAGCCAGUGCCUUUCAAGGAUAUAAUGAAAGAUGAAUGUUCAGUGCUGAAGUUGCAGCUGAAGGAGAGAGAUGAACUCAUUUCCCAACUUCGCGAGGAUCUGGAGAAAGCCCAACAUUUACAGAAGGCUCUCGCUUCCCAAGUAGAUAAAUCCACACAGACUGAACUUGUAGGCCAUGAUGGCCUGAAAUUUAAAAGGAUAGAAAGUGUUUCAUUUGGCAGAGAUGCUACAUAUCUAAACAAAGUUGUGAGCCAAAACCUCAACACAAGGGACAGAAAGUCAGCACAUACUCCCACCGAGGACCCUUUUAGAUAUUCAUUGGGCAACCAAGCAACUGCCUACGAAAGCAAAAGCUGUCAGCUGUCAAGUCUGUGUCUGAGUAACCUCCUGAAAGAUAAAGAAAUAGUGGAAGUCAUCAAGCACACGAGAGACACAUAUGAGACCCUCACUUCAGAGGUCACCCAGAAUGUUUUGGCCAGUGCUACACAAAAUACAACCAAGCCAACACCCAAGACAGAGAGCUUCCCAGGGUUGGCUGGGGUGCCGAAGGAUCAGACUGCUGUACCCCGGCAGCAUUCCACUUUCACGGGGAGAUUUGGACAGCCUCCGAGGGGACCCAUCUCCUUACACAUGUACAGCAGGAAAAAUGUUUUCCUCCACCACAACUUACACACGGCAGAGCUGCAGACUUUAGGCCAAAAAGAUGGCUAA
Molecule: messenger RNA, 2827 nt
Organism: Emys orbicularis (European pond turtle)
Lineage: Eukaryota; Metazoa; Chordata; Testudines; Emydidae
Gene: CCSER1
Product: coiled-coil serine rich protein 1
Exons: 12
Coding region: 125-2827 (900 amino acids)
Source: RefSeq, a predicted model, not a curated record